CGAGCUAUGACUUCAGCACAGCCGACCACGAUUCCGCUGAAUUCCGACCUUGUGACCCCAAAACCUACGACCUGCACUGUACAUCCAGCCACAGCGGCAGAAGAAACCGUUGAGAAAAAGUAA
Molecule: messenger RNA, 123 nt
Organism: Dentiscutata erythropus
Lineage: Eukaryota; Fungi; Glomeromycota; Glomeromycetes; Diversisporales; Gigasporaceae
Source: the annotation of a GenBank genome assembly